AUGUUGAGACGCAUCGCCACAGCAACCAAGCAGUCCCCAUUCGUUAUCACCUACUUUGAGUAUAUGGAAUUGCGAGGUUAUCCCGCUUUCCUGUUGAGUGGGGGUUGUGGAACGGACCUCUUUGAUCUCUCAGUCAAAUAUGGUGGAAUGUCAGAAGAACAGGCCAAAUUCUAUGCUUAUAUCAAACCGGAGAAUAUCUUACUCUAUCACACUGGCCACAUCAUGAUCGCCGACUUCGAUAUUGCCAUUGACCAAUCAGAGCGUGGUGAUCCUAACAACUGA
Messenger RNA from Rodentolepis nana, 282 nucleotides. Lineage: Eukaryota; Metazoa; Platyhelminthes; Cestoda; Cyclophyllidea; Hymenolepididae. The record is from the annotation of a GenBank genome assembly.